This is a messenger RNA of Heterostelium album PN500, 4617 nucleotides long. RefSeq names its product calcium-binding EGF-like domain-containing protein. NCBI's taxonomy places the organism in Eukaryota, Evosea, Eumycetozoa, Acytosteliales, Acytosteliaceae. Gene Ontology annotation, biological process: sexual reproduction. The record is from RefSeq and is a predicted model, not a curated record. The transcript has 14 exons. The coding region runs from base 1 to 4617 and encodes 1538 amino acids.
AUGAGGGAUAAUAAAAUUAAAAAACUGAAUUCCAAGAGUUGCGAUAUCGAUUCGUUGCUGCUGUUGACUGACGAUGAUGGUCGUAUUGAUUUUCUAACGAGUACCUUUUUAGGUGAUUUCGAAGAGAGUGUCUGUUUUGAGAUGAUCGACUUGCGUGGUGCAAUCGAUGCUCUCGCCUUUGAUGGUGUCAGCGGUGAUUGUUGUGGUAUCGGUGUUGACGCAGUGGGCAUCGUCGAGAAAAAGACAUCAACGUUGGAAGUCGUCGAUGUCGAUUGGAAGACUUCGAUUCGUAGUCGAUCAGCUUCUUCUUUCGAAGCUUACGUUUUUCACGCUCUGCAGCCUGCUUCUGGUUGGUCUCGAUCUCUUGGGCCGCGGAAACCAGCUCCUGACCCAACUCAUUCAAACGUUGUUCCUCGUUGGUCAGUGAGAGUUUGCGCUCUUCCAACUCAAACUCACGCUCUUCCAAUGUUCUCUGUGCCAAUUUCUCAGAUUCUUCUCUCAUUGCUUCCUUUUGACAUUCCAAUUGAAAAAGUUCAUCGUCGAAAUUAUCCCUAUGAGUUUAAUGUAUUAUUAAUAUACUUGAAUGAUCAACAACAUUCAGGACAUAUAAGAAAAAGUCAUAUAACCUGUUUCAUACAUACAUUGAUAAUCCUUUUUCUUAUUGUUGUCGUUUUUAAUGAAGCAGUAUUUUGUCAAACGAUACAGGUUUUAGAUUACACCGAUCCAACCCCUUCUUUUUUCUAUAAUAAGAAUCCAGGAGAACUAAGAUGUGAUUCUUCAUUUUCAAUAGAAAUUUUAAAUGACAUGCCAUCUAUAGCCGUAACAGCAUCGAACCCCAGUUUAUUAAAUAUUCAAAGAUCUGUUUCUAUAAUAUUUAGUAGUGAUCGUUCAAAUCUCUACUUUACUAUCGACUUUGACUUUGCACAAAGUUUAACUAGUUUGGACUUUUUUCUAGGAAAUGCUACCGUUCAACAAAAUUUCAGUAUUACUAAUUUCCAAUGUAUAGACCCCAAACAAUUUUGGAGCGCUGCAACUGUUUUGCCACCAAAAUUAUCAUUCUUUAGCGGAAUGUACCUUUUGAUUGAAUUUCCUCCAGAUUUUAAAUACUACAGACUAGCUACAUCCGGCGGCUACACCUGCCGCACAAACACAAUGUCACUCGAUUGUAGUGUAUUUCAAGCUUUCAAUAUUAUCUAUGUAAACAUCCCUAUAUCAACUACAGCAGAUAUCCCAUUGACUCCAAAUGUCACUGUAGAGAUUUUCUUCAAAGAUAUAAGCCUGUUUAAUAGAACAAUUGAUUCAUUUUAUCCUUGGAACUCUACCGAUCCUGUUUCAGUUGAUUACAGUAUUAUUCCACAAAACAAUUCAGUAAUCACAGCAACCAAUUUAAUGGAUAGUAGAGUUAUCGCAGAAUCUACGACCUUUGUUGUAAAUAACAGUCCCGCUGUUUACAAUUUUAAUAGUUUCCUUUUGAGAAUCAAAGAUAAAAACAAUACACAUACAACAUAUCAAUUUAAUUUCUCACCAACUUCAACUCCAUAUUUACCUAUCGCUAAUGGUAAUAUAUCAAAGCUAUCAAUUGAUUAUAAUUUAAACUUUACCUCAUUCAUUCCAGAUGCUAUUAUUUCAGGACAAUUCCAAAAUAUUACACAAAACAUCACUUUGUUGGAGAUUACCUUUCAACCUGUUGGCAAUCUUUUACUCUAUAGUCUAGGUGUAACUUUUAUUUACAAUCCUUAUAGUAGCUUUGAUUUCGAUUUAAUUCAGUCCACCUAUAAUUCCAAUUUCACGGUGGAGAUGCCUUUCUCGUACAAUACAUAUGGAAAUUUAUUAAGAAUUGAAUGGCAGUCGACUGUUUAUAAAACUUGGAUAAUACCAUUAGAGCAGAAUGUUUCAUUGAUCAAUGUUUCAAAAAUUAGCUGCACUUAUUUAAGUGCCUUUACUUAUUUGCUCCGAGUAGAGGUAAUGAACAAUGUUGAUGCUGUAAAAGUUAAACCAGGGGAAGUACCUUUAAAAGAAUCAAUUUCAUUUGAUGGUCAAAAAUAUAUUUAUGAGGCAGUAAUGUUGAACUCUCAGAAAAACCCCAAUAAUCAAAUAAUAGUCUCAUCAAAAAAUGGAUUUGUUGAAGUUUUGGAAGGAAAGCCAUAUAAUUCAAAUUUUGAUAUAUUCACACCUUAUCAAAAUUUAACAUAUUUUGCAUUAGGUGAAAAUACAAUUUUUAGAUUCGAAAAGAAUAAUAUUGAUUUGACAAACGGACCAGUCGAUAAUGUCUUGAUCAUGAGCUUUGUAGUUAACGACCCUGUAUUACAACCAGAGAUGAAAUUGGAUUCAUUAAUCUUUAAAGGUUAUUUCGAUUUUUCUGAUAAUCUUUACAAGAUUCCAUUCACAAUUGCAACCUGUUAUCCUCCAGGUGAAAUUCCAUUCAUUAUCAAUUUUCCAUUCAUCAAUAUCAUUUCUGGUGAAGAUUAUUUCACUACACCACUGAUUGUCAAUGGUGAUUUGAUCCCUCCAAUGAUUACAAAUGUUACUGCCAGCGUCCAAAACUUAAUUGUUGGUGCUGAUAACAAUCUCACAAUGGCUUGGAGAUUUAGAAUUGUAGAUGCAAAGGGUGGAUUCUAUAAUGGAACCAUUCAAUUAGUUUCAUCAAUCGAUCCUUAUCCAAUUACUAUUCCGAUCAAUACAACUCACUUGGUAUCGGGACAUCAAUAUGAUGGAGUAUACAUUGUAUUUGUAUCUAUUGAUGUUUUUAUUUGCCAACCACAAAUCUUCAAACUCUUCAAUGCAACACUUUUCGACAGUACUGGUAUUAAUUUAUAUCUACUCGAAGGAAAUAAUGUUGAUGCUUUUUUACCGAUUUAUGGAACACCAAUGGAAAAUCAAAUGCAGAUUAAUGUUUCAUGUCAAACUCCAAAUACACUAGUCCCAAUCAGUUCUCCUCCUACUUUAACAGUUAAUAGAACAACGAUUGAUGUAUUUUCAAAUAAUAGAACUGUUGAAUUCAAACUGGUUGUUAACGAUAAUAUUGGAUUUUCCUUUAGACAUACACCAGUCAUUCUCUUGACAUCACCUUAUUCCCAACCUCUCAGUAUUCAAAUGAAAGGUUUUUAUUAUAGUAUAAACACUGCAAAAUACAUAGUUAUCUAUGAGAUACCGUAUGGAUAUGGUUCAAUGGAGGGUAUCUUCAUAUCAGUAUAUGGAGUUGUUAACAAGCUAUUAAGUUAUAGCUCUUACCCCACUUCAAAGUUAGCAGCUUGGUCACAACCUUACAUGAUACAAAGAGUUUCUAGUUCGGAUUUAACCCCAAUGAUAGAUACUAUAUCUUCUCUUUCUAACUUGGGUGGACAGAUAAUGAUUUUAGGAAAUAAUUUUAUUCCAAGUAAUACUCAACUUUUGAUUGAUUGGAAAGAUGGUAACGGAUUCAUGCCAGUUCCAAUUGCUUCCAUUUCUUAUUCAACAAUCAUAGCCCAAAUUAAGCAAACUAGUGGCAAUUUUAAUUUGAAAAUCAAAGUGAAUGCAGCAGAGUCAAAUGUUAUCACUGUGAAUCCAAUUUAUACAGGACCAACACCAACACCCACCUCUACAGGAACACCAGCACCUUCAAACACAUCUACACUUUGUAGGGGAACGCCACCGUGCAACAAUCGUGGAACAUGUACAUCAACUGGUUGUGAAUGUAAAGCGCCAUGGACAGGACCAUCAUGUUCCUCUGAAACUAUUGUAAUCGUUCCACCAACACCUCAGCCGGAACCCCAAAUAGGAAUCAAUGUAACAGACUCCAAUACCGACAAUAUUGUCCAUUCAAAUAUUAAAUUUUUACAAGUAAGAGAGAUCGAUGAUGUUGGAGCAACAGUUCAAAGAUUUGACAUCAAAGAAUGGAUACUCAAAGACAAAACCAAUAGUUCAAAUCCGAUAUUCAUUUACAGUACAACAUUGAUUAACACAACAACCAAUAUCAAUGUAACUAUCAUGUAUUUCAAAGAUGAAGCAACAAUCAAGUUUGGUAGUCAAAAUUUAACGAUGCAACCCUCGUCAAUUAAAUUCACAAUUGAAAUUUCACAUUUUGAAUUCACCCAAAAAGUAAACUCUUUGCAAGUGGUUAUGGAGGCAUCAAUUAAAGGAUCAGACAAAUAUUCUUGCUCAUCAGUCGAUUUUGGAAGUGCAACUGGAUCUAAAAAUGACAUUCAAUGGAUAAAGAUGGAUAUUGAUAAAACCAGUCUUUAUGGAAGAUUCAUCACCUUUGGAAUUGUUGAUAAUAGAGAAACAAAUAUUAAGAAUGGAAUAGUUGAUGAUAAUGACAAGAGUGGAAGCGAAGAAAUUACAGAUUCAUCACAAUUCAGAAAAGUAUUAUUUGGAAUAACCAUUCCAAACUACAAUGAAUCGGUUCUGCUUGAUCCCGAUUUUUCAAAUAUUUUGAAUACCAAUGAUGACAAACCAACCAAUACACUAUGCAGUUCAAAAUCAUCACAAUUAUUGAGCACUGGUGCUAUCAUUGGAAUCGUUGUUGGAGCUGCUGCAUUAGCUUUUAUUAUUGCCACAAUUAUAUUCUUGAAAAAGAAAUAUAAAUAUAAUAUUAAAAUCCUACAAAUCAAAUUAAAAAGUACAAACCAAAAUAGAUAA